CCUCCUCCACAUCCCUCUCGCGCGCACCAGUAGCAGCAGAAGCGGCAGCAUCAAGCGGUGCUUUUCUGAUGCACCAUGCGAACAUGAGCAUCCUUCUUGAAGGCUGACUCCCUCAAUAAUCCACCCCUUCCUUCCUUCCUUCCUCCUCUUCCCGUCCAUUUGUGGCUUUUUAAUUUUUUUCCUCCUUUUGGACCGCAAGGAUUGUGCACGCUUGGCUGGGAAUUUACUUGGAAGCUGAGAGUCAUCCACCUCUCCCCCCCCCCCCUUCCUUGUUGUGCUUCUUUUUUAGCGAGGGGAGUGUAUGUGCUGUCACUAAUUCCUCCGCACUCCCUGCGCCUUUUUCUUGGGAAUUAUUCUGCAGUGCUUUUUCUUCUCUCCCCACUGCGGGGGCUGCUGCGUUUUUUUUUUUUUUUUUUGGUGCCCUCUCCUCGUCACUGGGGGCGGGAGGGGGGAGGCGGGGGGCGACUGAAGCAUCCCGGAGUAGCAGCGCCAGGAUCGGAAGUGGCGAUGCCCACCCUGUGACUUUGGGGAUUACCCCCUAACCCGCCCCUCACCUGAGUAUGGCCUCCGCCCGGAGGGAGCGCGGCGGCCGCACGGCGCUCCUCCUCCUGGCGGCGGCGGCAUGCUGCCUGCUGGCAGGCACUGCGUUGGCCAAGGUGUGCAACGACCGCACCAAACGCGGCCAGGACAACAGCUGGUUCGCCCGCAACGGUGAGAAUUUGCCCAUCAUGGUGCUCAUGCCCAUGAACGAGUCGGCGCUGAUGAGCAGCAUCAGCCAGGGCAUCGAGCCCGCCAUGCAGCUCGCCAUCCAGCACAUGCGGGAGUCCCGGGAGUACAACUUCUCCCUCAUCACUGAAAUCUAUGAUACAGAGUGUGACAACGCCAAAGGCCUUCGAGCCUUCUUUGACGCCAUCUGUUACGGACCCAAACAGCUGAUGAUCUUUGGCGGCGUCUGCCCCUCCGUCACCUCCAUCAUUGCAGAGUCCUUGGAGGGAUGGAACCUGGUGCAGCUGUCCUUUGCGGCGACCACCCCGGUGCUGGCGGACAAGAAAAAAUACCCCAACUUCUUCCGCACAGUGCCCUCGGACAAUGCAGUCAACCCGGCCGUGGUCAAGUUCCUCAACUACUACAACUGGAGCCGCGUGGGGACACUCACGCAGGACGUGCAGAGGUUCUCUGAGGUGAGGAACGAUCUCACCAGUGAACUGGAGAAGGCCGACAUCCAGAUCGCCGACACCGAGAGUUUCUCCAACGACCCCUGCGUCAACGUCAAGAAACUCAAGGACAACGACGUGAGGAUCAUCAUCGGACAGUUUGAUGAGAACCUGGCCUCCAAAGUCUUCUGCUGCGCGUACAACCUGAACAUGUUUGGCAGCAAAUAUCAGUGGAUCAUUCCUGGCUGGUACCAGGGCAACUGGUGGGAGCAGGCCAACAGCACCAACUGUACCACCAAGAAGCUGCUGGCCGCCAUGGAGGGCUACAUCAGCGUGGACUUUGAGCCCCUCAGCGCUCGGCGGAUGAAGGGCAUCUCCGGAAGGACCCCGCAGGAGUACGAGCUGGAGUACAGCCGCGAGUUACAUCAGAAGGGUGUGGAGCCCAGCAAGUUCCACGGCUUCGCCUACGACGGCAUCUGGGUCAUCGCCAAGACCCUGACCCGGGUCAUGCACCUGCUGCGCGAAAAGCAGCGGCAGAGCAGACACCCCAAUUUCACCGUAGACAACCACGAGGUGGGCAAGAUGAUGCUGGACGUCAUGAACGAGACCAACUUCUUUGGAGUCACGGGCCAAGUGAUGUUCCGAAAUGGUGAGCGGAUGGGCACUAUUAAAUUCAACCAGUUUCAAGAGGGCCACGAAGUGAAGGUGGGAGAAUACAAUGCCAUUGCAGACGUGUUGAACCUCAUCAAUAACUCCAUCCGCUUCCAAGGUGUGGAGCCGCCCAAAGAUCAGACAUUUGUGCAUUCGCAGCGACGGCACAUCAACGUUCCGCUUUACAGCAUCCUGUCCACCAUCACCAUCCUGGGCAUGCUCAUGGCAGGAGCUUUCCUCUUUUUCAACAUCAAGAAUAGAAACCACAGAUUGAUCAAGAUGUCCAGUCCCUACAUGAACAAUCUGAUCAUCUUGGGCGGCAUGCUUUCCUACGCCUCCAUCUUCCUCUUCGGACUGGACGGCGGCUUUGUGUCCGACAAGGAGUUUCAGACACUCUGCACGGUUCGAACGUGGAUCCUCAUCGUCGGCUACACGACGGCGUUUGGCGCCAUGUUUGCCAAGACGUGGAGGGUGCAUGCAAUCUUCAAGAAUGUGAAGAUGAAGAAGAAGAUCAUAAAGGACCAGAAAUUAUUGAUCAUCGUUGGCGGUAUGCUGCUGAUCGACUUGUGCAUCCUGAUUUGCUGGCAGAUUGUGGACCCGCUGAAGCGGACCGUGGAAGAAUACAGCCUGGAGGCGGACCCUCACGACAGAGACAUCGCCAUCCGUCCCUUCUUGGAGCACUGCGAGAGCACCCACAUGACCAUCUGGCUGGGCAUCGUCUAUGCCUACAAGGGCCUUCUGAUGUUGUUCGGCUGCUUCCUGGCUUGGGAGACCAGAAACGUCAGCAUCCCCGCCCUGAACGACAGCAAAUACAUCGGCAUGAGCGUCUACAACGUCGGCAUCAUGUGCAUCAUCGGCGCCGCCGUCUCCUUCCUCACCCGAGACCAGCCCAACGUGCAGUUCUGCAUCGUGGCGCUGGUGAUCAUCUUUUGCAGUACCAUCACGCUCUGCCUGGUCUUUGUUCCCAAGCUGAUCACCAUGAGGACCAACCCGGAUGCCGCCACGCAGAACCGCAGGCUCAAGUUCACGCAGAACCAGAAGAAGGAGGACUCCAAGACCUCCACCUCGGUCACCAGCGUCAACCAGGCCAACACCUCGAGACUGGACGGCCUUCAGACCGACAACCACCGCCUCCGCAUGAGGAUCACCGAGUUGGACAAGGAGCUGGAGGAAGUGACCAUGCAGCUGCAGGACACCCCGGAAAAGACGCCGUACAUCAAACAGAACCACUACCCGGAUGCCAACAACAUCCUCAGCAUACGCAACUUCGCUGACUGCAAAGACCAACCACUGCCAUUCCUAAAACCCGCCUCCAUUUUGUAUUGCCGUGGAGACGCCGACCGGAGCCUGCUGAAGAACCACCUGGAGCAGAAGCCUCAGGGCCAGUGGGGCUCCAUGGAUCCUUCCAGAAUCACCAGAGGUCCCUUGGAGGACAUCAACUCCCCUGAACACAUCCAGCGCCGGCUGUCCCUGCAGCUGCCCAUCCUGCACCACGCCUACCUCCCAUCCAUAGGCGGCGUGGACGCCAGCUGCACCAGCCCCACCGACAGCCCCGGAUCCAGCCCGCGCCACAGACACAUGCCGCCCUCCUACCGGGUCAUGGUGUCGGGCCUGUGAGACACGCCGACUGACCGCGCCUUCACCCUUCCAGUAUACACACACACACACACACACACACACACACACACACACACACACACACUCACACACAUGCACACAGCUGUCUUUUUGUGUGUUAGGUGUCGUUUCUAACAGCAGACUUGACUGCGAGCAUCCGCGCGGAAGAGAGCGACGCUCUUUCGCGCCUCCCCGCAGAACGUGGCGGGCAGUUAAGCAAAGCCGCCAAACACCCACGACGGCGACCACAGCGUAGCCUUAAGGGUUAGGCCGUCUCUUGCCUCGCCCCCCCUCCACCACCCCCCCCCCCACCACCCCAACCCCUACGCCGCAGCUCUUUCGAAUUUGUGACGUUUGUAAAUAUCGUUUCGAGAUUCCGUGGACGUUCGACGGCGUUGGUCCGGCGUGCGGAAAGCAACCAGGUGCGGCGUGUGACACAUUCACAAGCAUUACGAGUAGAAGUUGAUCGUGUAGAUUGGAGCCACGUGACAAAAUUCUACUUGCAAAAUGACGACUUUCCUCAUUUUGAUCACGAUAUUUUCGACUUUGGGUAUUUGGAUUCUCGGAUGGUUAUGGCACCGUGUAAAAGUGCUGGCCCCGCCUCCGUGUCGUAAUCUGACAAUUCUGGUCACAAGACAAAUUUAGAAUCAUUCCAGUUAUAAAUUGGACAAAAUAUCCAUUAUUUCAUGACAAAUAUAUGCUCUGAUAUUUCGACAAUGUGUGAAUUGUCACAAUAGAAAUGCGGACUACGACACAAAGUCAUCGUACAAAAUUCUGAGUGAGACUCAACAUUUCCGGGAAUAAAUUUGUCAUUUUGCAAGCAAAACAAUGCAAAAAAAAAAAAAAAAGUCCAAAAGUCACACUUGUCCAAGAAGAUGAUUCUACCAGGACCCUAAAAGUUGCAGCAGCUAUAAAAUACCCCUUUGAGGCUGGCGGAAAUUUUCCACGUUGUCUAUCGCGAUCAUAUUGAUCCCCGAGUUCCAUGUUUUUUUUCUUCCCCUCCGCGCCAAGAGGGUCAGAGCGUCAAAGCACACUCGGCUGGCCUCUGUCGAGAUAACUGUAUCUUGUUUCGGUUAUUUGGAGCAAAUGUGUUGAUUUUCACCAUCGGUGUCUUGGUUUUUUUUUUUUAGUUUUUGUUUGUUUUGUUUUGGGGUUUUUUUGUAAAAGGCGUCCGUUUAAACGCUGUGCCUGUUCGUCUUUCUACACUCACCGUCGUCAUGGCGCAAACACACACAUGCACGUACACACGCAUAAACGGGACGGCAGGGGGAGUGCACUCCUUCUUUUCCUUCAGCGAGCAGAAACUGGACUCGAGUUCUGACUCGGGAACGAAAAAGGAGCGGGAAGUGAACUUUCAAAGAUGGGAGAGCGCGGCUCCGCCUCCUUUCCGGGAGGCUCGCGCAGAAGUAGCACUCCUUUCCCAGCCGAGUCCAUUUAGAGAGAGAGAGAGAGACGCUGAACAAAAUCCAGGCGGACAUUUUCUAUUCUGUGACAUUCUACGUGAUUGUGUACAAUUUGCUGAUCCUUUGAGCACAGGUGUCCAUGGAUGUUUUUUUUUAUUAUUUUCUUUGUUGAUUAAUCGUUGGGGUGUUUUUCAAGAUGGCAUGAAAUCAAAUGUAGACUUCACACAGAUUAUCUGCUGCUCGUCCUCGCGACGUUCCCAGUAACUUAAAACAACAACAAAUAAGAAAAAGCUCCUUUUGGAAUUGUAAUAACAGGUGAGCAGACAGAAGAAAACCAUUCUGAGCAAGUAACAUGUUUUUGCUGUUUCUCUUUUUUUUUUGAGAGGUGGGGGGGUCCAUCAGUUGUAGUCUUUCGAUUUCAAAAAUGUGUUGAGAGAGCCACAGUGAAAAUGGGAAAAAGACGAGUCGUAUGGCAAUGUUGUGGGUUUUUCAAUUAACAGAAAAUAAUGACGUGUAUUCGUACGAGAUGAUUUUUUUGUGGGGGUGGGGGCAGGGGCUGCUACGAGAUUAAAAUUGGAUUCCGAAAAUGCUUUUCACUCCCUGUGAUAAAAUUUUGUUGUGGGGGACCCAUGUUGGCUUUUUUGGGCCCACCCCCAGACCUGACUCCAGAGGGAGUGUGGGGGGUUGAGCCGCAUCCAAGCAAGGGAAAACGAAUUCCAUGUAUUGUGCUUAUAAGCAUUUUUUUGUUGUUGGGUUUUUUUUUUAGCCCUGCUUUGUCUUGUCCCUCAGCUAGUUUGCCACAGGUGACCCUCCCAGGGCCAUUAAAGCCCCCCCCCCCCCCCCCCAAACAAGUUGGCUACUCGGAUCUUUGGGACACACAUAGCCCUCCACCACAGUAAGGUGACGCCAAAUGGUGUGUUCUGACUUGAUCAAGAAGUCUGAAUGCAACCAACAUUAAAGCCUAAAAUCCACAAUGGAAAAAGUUGUUUCAAAAUUCUAAAUUUGGUUUCUUAAGGACUUUGAGGACCAAAAAAAAAACUGAUUCCUGCUGUUUUCUGUAUACUGUAAUAUAAAUAAAUAUUCUCAAAUGAAAUUUGGGGCGAGGGAAAGUGCAGAUAUUGCACGACUUAAAUCUAAUGAGUAAAAAGAAGACGUUUUAGCAAUUGUUAAGACAUUUCCGUCAUAGAAUUAAAAAAUAUAUCUUUUUCCCGAUAAAUGAAAAACAUUUAAAUUACCCCCACACUCAAAAAAAAAUCUAAAGGGUUCUGAAAUUUUUCUUCUAUCUUCCCUCCAAACAAUAACAUUCUCAUUUAAAAAAUACUACUUAACAUUUUUGACUCAUCAUAAAUUUUCUUUGUGAGAAAAAAGUUAUUUUGAUUGUGCUUUACUUCAUAACAAUAAAGUUAUUACGAUUAAUAUUCCCAUCCAUUAAAAAUGGAAGUCACCAACUUGCGUCUGUUACCAGACAGAGUGAACUGCAGUAUAUAGAUAUUUAUAUCUGAAUAUAUAUAAAAUAAAUAGAUAUAUUUAAACAAAAAGUAUAUGGAGAUCUUUUAAGUACCAUUUUUACAUUUCUUUCACAAAAUAUGCCACCAGGGUACUUUGGAAGUUGUCUCCUUUUUUUUUUUUCAAUGUCUUACUUUAAACCUUUAUUUACAGUAUCUGUAACUGUUAUGUACAGACGAGGUAUACAUUAUGGAACCGUUGUAUAAAAUAAGUAUCACAUUUUGGAACACCUGAUGGUUGUUUAUUUAGUUUUUUUUUCUCCUCUGUCAGAGUCAAUAGUUGUUAUUCCGGAAUGGGUGGGUGCGAGGGUAAGUGUAGGUUGAUAAUUGUGAGCGGGAUUUCAAAAGCAACAUUCUUUUAUUGUUUGAAUGUUCUGGACAGCCUUUUACGUUUCACAUCAUUGUUGAAUAAAGUGAGACUGAAAGUGACAGAAA
Molecule: messenger RNA, 6765 nt
Organism: Hippocampus zosterae (dwarf seahorse)
Lineage: Eukaryota; Metazoa; Chordata; Actinopteri; Syngnathiformes; Syngnathidae
Gene: gabbr2
Product: gamma-aminobutyric acid (GABA) B receptor, 2
Exons: 19
Coding region: 561-3422 (953 amino acids)
Biological process (GO): G protein-coupled receptor signaling pathway; gamma-aminobutyric acid signaling pathway
Cellular component (GO): G protein-coupled receptor heterodimeric complex; membrane
Molecular function (GO): G protein-coupled GABA receptor activity
Source: RefSeq, a predicted model, not a curated record